This is a messenger RNA of Laetiporus sulphureus 93-53, 1351 nucleotides long. RefSeq names its product OTU-domain-containing protein. Gene Ontology annotation, biological process: protein deubiquitination; endoplasmic reticulum unfolded protein response. Gene Ontology annotation, cellular component: nucleus; cytosol. The record is from RefSeq and is a predicted model, not a curated record. Gene Ontology annotation, molecular function: cysteine-type deubiquitinase activity. NCBI's taxonomy places the organism in Eukaryota, Fungi, Basidiomycota, Agaricomycetes, Polyporales, Laetiporaceae. The coding region runs from base 96 to 1121 and encodes 341 amino acids. The transcript has 6 exons.
GCCUCCUCCCUCUUAUUAUAAGAUCUCCCGGACUCGCAACGCUCUCGUCUGUGCUGCUGCCAUCUCCCCAUCUGUUGCCAGCACGCUGUAUCACCAUGGCUCCUAUCCGUCUGCGCCAUCCGAAAGGCGUUUCGACUCUCCAGCUAGACCUCGAGAACUCGACCGUUCUUGAAUUGCAGCAACAGAUCUUCUCCGUUACUGAAAUCCCCCCAUCCCAGCAAGAUUUAAAGGCCGGCUACCCUCCACACCCCCUCACACUUAUACCAGAGCUACCUCUGUCAAGCCUGGGUCUCAAGGCCGGGGAUCAGUUGACAUUGAUACAGAAAGCAUCCGCUCCUUCUGCUCCGGCUACGUUCCAGUCAACCUCUGCGGCAGUCAGUUCGUUGGGUAGUCAAGCAGCUGCAAUGACUGGCAUGACCGCUUCGCAAGCGCGGAGUCCCGAGCCACCCGCUAGCAAGGGUCGCUCGACUGGACCAGAUGUGGUUCCUAUGGAGGGCGGGUACCUUGUACACCGGAUCGUCCCAGACGACAAUUCUUGUCUAUUUUCCUCUGUAGCGCUCGUGUUUGAGCAGGAUAUCAGCAAGGCCCCCAAGAUGAGACAGAUUGUAGCGGACGCGAUCCGAAGUGAUCCUGUGACUUGGAACGACGCCAUCCUCGGCCGCCCACGGGAAGAUUACAUUUCGACGAUCCUCAAGCCAACUUCGUGGGGUGGAGCCAUUGAACUGACCAUCCUAGCUACACACUAUUCCACAGAGAUUGCGUCGAUCGACGUCGAGACUGGACGCAUCGAUCACUUCACGCCUCCUCCGGAACGCAACUCUGGCAACCGCUGCGUUUUGAUCUACUCUGGUAUCCACUACGAUGCCGCAAGUUUGUCGCCGAUGGAGGACGCCCCAGUUGAGUUUCAUCAGACAAUCAUGCCGGUGACUGUGGAAGGCGAUAGCGACCCGGUGCUCGCGGCAGCGAAGAAGCUGGCGGAUAUUCUGCGCGCGAAAAAGGCAUAUACAAACACAGCAACGUUUGACUUGAGGUGUCAGAUAUGCAACAAAGGUCUGAAAGGAGAGAAAGAAGCACGAGCACAUGCAUCAGAGACUGGACAUGUUCAGUUUGGAGAAUAUUGAAGGCGGUUCACACGUUCAUGUUACGAUGUAUCUGUAAAGCUGUCCUGUACGCUGUGAUGGAUCGACCAUGCUAUGUAUGCUAUGUCAUUGAUUCGUCAUCCUGCCAGGCCUUACGUCUUUAGUACUGCACUAAUACGUUACGAAUGCUCAGAUGUUUUAUGUACCAUCGAGCGCUGGUCUCUGAAAUGGACCGAGCGGAUUCCCAAUUCCUCAGAUCACCCAUUGUCAAA